AUGGCGUCCCGCGCCGGAGCCACUACGUCUCCCUCUUCUAUCUCCGAAGGCGAUUCCACGAACGAGCAGAAACAAGACUCUAGCCCUUCCUCUGACAGCGUCAUGGGUGCCGAUCCUAAUCGAGCAAUCACCGGACGGGAUCCCAACAGCAAAAUCGUCGGCUGGAACGGUCCAGAUGAUCCAGAUAACCCCAAGAACUGGCCGAAUCGGAGAAAAUGGAUCAUCACAGUCUCGUUAGGCAUGCUGACAUGGGUUGUGACCUUCGCAAGCAGCAUAUUUAGCACGGCAACUCGGCCUGCUGCAAAGGAGUUCGGCGUCUCAAUAGAAGUCAUGACUCUGGGUACAAGCUUGUUUGUCCUAGGUUUCGCCUUUGGUCCCCUGAUAUUUGGGCCUGUGUCAGAGGUAUACGGCCGUAAAUACCCACUCUUUGUUGGGUAUUUCGUCUUUGCACUAUUCCAGAUCCCCGUGGCCACCGCCGAGAAUGUUCAAACUAUCCUUGUCUGUCGAUUUCUGAGUGGCCUGUUUGGUUCAUCUCCCCUCAGCGUUGUUGGCGGCGCACUUGUCGACCUCUGGCCACCUGUCGAGCUCGGCAUUGCCAUGAGCAUUUUCGCGGGCGCGAAUUUCGUCGGUCCUGUUGCCGGUCCUAUCAUGGGUGGGUUCAUCACCCAAAGUUCACUCGGCUGGCGGUGGACGGCGUACAUCACGGCUAUUAUGGCAGCUUUAUUCGGGCCCAUAGCUUUCAUCACGGUUCCUGAGACGUUAGAGUCUACACUUCUGGCUCGGAAAGCUCGUUCAGUCCGCCUAUCAACCCGAGACUGGGCCAUGCAUGCCGUUGCGGAAGAAAGGCCGGUUGAUAUCCACGAAAUGGCAAACCGAAUCCUAGUCCGGCCACUCGCCAUGCUAGUCCUCGAGCCCGUGAUCAUCCUCGUCACGCUUUACAUGUCCUUCGUAUACGGCCUCAUCUACCUAUGCUUCGAAGCAUAUCCAGUGUCCUUCCAAGAGGACCGGGGCUGGAACAGUGGUGUGGGAUCUCUCCCAUUCUUAGCUAUAAUACUCGGCGUUGUCAUUGGAGUCAUAUUCAUUGUCAUCUUCUCCAAGACCCGGCUUACACGCAUAAUCAAGGCUAAGGGUCAUCUGCCACCUGAGCAGCGGCUUCUACCGAUGAUGGUUGGCGGGGCAUGUUUUCCUAUUGGGCUUCUCUGGUUCGCAUGGACUUCCGACCCUAACAUCUUGUGGGUGCCACAAGCUUUAGCUGGAAUUCCACUGGGAGUGGGUAUCAUGCUUAUCUUUCUCCAAGGUCAAACCUACAUCAUAGAUAAUUAUCGAAUGAAUGCAAACAGUGCCCUCGCUGCCAAUGCUGUAGUACGGGCACUGUUCGGCGCAGGAUUUCCAAUGUUUGCGGCCGCCAUGUACAAAAGGCUGGGGGUUGAUUGGGCCACCAGUGUUCUUGGCUUUAUAGCGGUUGGGCUUUUCCCAGUUCCAAUACUCUUUUAUGUCUUUGGCGAGAGAAUUAGAAAGCUCAGCCGAUACGCACCAAGUGGUGGUCCCCCAUGA
Molecule: messenger RNA, 1554 nt
Organism: Fusarium odoratissimum NRRL 54006
Lineage: Eukaryota; Fungi; Ascomycota; Sordariomycetes; Hypocreales; Nectriaceae
Exons: 4
Coding region: 1-1554 (517 amino acids)
Biological process (GO): transmembrane transport
Molecular function (GO): transmembrane transporter activity
Source: RefSeq, a predicted model, not a curated record